GAAGAUGGCUGAGCAGGUGACCAAGUCGAUGCUGUUCUUGUGUCUGGGUAACAUCUGUCGAUCACCCAUCGCAGAAGCGGUUUUCAGGACACUUGUAACUGAUCAAAACAUUUCUGAUAACUGGAGGAUAGACAGUGCAGCGACAUCCACGUAUGAACUAGGAAACCCUCCUGAUUAUCGGGGGCAGGCUUGCAUGAAGAAGCAUGGUAUCCCCAUGAGUCACGUUGCCUGGCAGGUUACCAAAGAAGACUUUGCCACUUUUGAUUAUAUACUAUGUAUGGAUGAGAGCAAUCUGAGAGAUUUGAAUAGAAAAAGUAAUCAAGUUAAAAACUGCAGAGCGAAAAUCGAACUACUCGGGAGCUAUGAUCCACAAAAACAACUUAUCAUUGAAGAUCCCUAUUAUGGCAACGACGCGGACUUUGAGACCGUCUACCAGCAGCGCGUGUGGUGCUGCAGGGACUUCCUGGAGAAGGUCCGCUGACCAGGCCGUCCCGCUGUGGCCCAGGCUCGUCCCCCCAGGCCAUGUGCCAACUGUCAACAGUGUCCCUUCCGAGCCAAGGCUGCAGCCCUCCCUUCAGCUUACUCACUGUUUCUCACCUGACAAAAUAAUUGUAGAUGGAAAUCAGUCUUUGUGUU
Dama dama (fallow deer) is the source of this 636-nucleotide messenger RNA. Its product is annotated as low molecular weight phosphotyrosine protein phosphatase-like. The record is from RefSeq and is a predicted model, not a curated record. The transcript has a single exon. Gene Ontology annotation, cellular component: cytoplasm. The coding region runs from base 5 to 481 and encodes 158 amino acids. Gene Ontology annotation, biological process: protein dephosphorylation. Lineage: Eukaryota; Metazoa; Chordata; Mammalia; Artiodactyla; Cervidae. Gene Ontology annotation, molecular function: non-membrane spanning protein tyrosine phosphatase activity; acid phosphatase activity.